AUAUUAAAAGGUAGGACAAAACCGAAUCACUCCCAACAAUGGUCGGUUUAAACUAUUUAUUAUUAAAAUUGACCAUUCAAAAUGCGGUUUAAAUAUGUGUCAUGGUCAGGGGCCUUUCAUUAUUAAUACUUUACCAAACCCAUCAUAUCAUGAUAAACUAAUGACAUGAACACAUAAUGAGAGAAAGAAAUAGAGAGCCACCAGGAAAACCAGAAACUAAACAGAUCAGCUAAAGGUUGAGAUGGACAUGGACAUGGAGAUGGAGUUGAAGAGGUACGUCAAGGUCUGGGUUUUAGCUACAACAUGCUUAUGCUACUGUUACUAUGUAGCAGCAAGGUUACCAAAGGGUGCGUUAAGACUCCUUUCAAUCCUCCCUGUCAUCUACAUCUUCAUCAUUCUCCCCAUCACCCUCACCUCUGUCAGUCUCUGUGGCCCUACUGCUUUCUUUCUGGUUUGGCUUGCUAACUUCAAGCUCCUCCUCUUCUCAUUUGGUCAAGCUCCUUUAUCACCACCACCUCCCAAGCUUUUCCAUUUCAUCUCCUUAGCUUGUCUUCCCAUUAAACUCAUGCAAAAAACAGAUAAUGACAACAACCCAUCUCCCAGUUUCAUGCCCAGGUUACUUCUGGUGAUUAAAACCUUUGUUCUUCUUCUUCUUCUUCAUGUCCAUAAUUACAGGCAGUUCAUUCACCCUUACGUCUUCUUAUCUCUGUAUUGCUUGGAAAUGUACCUACAGAUAGAACUCGUCUUAGCCAUAUCUGCAAUCCCGGCUCGAGCCCUUUUUAGGUUCGAGAUCGAGCCACAGUUCAACGAGCCUUACCUUGCUACAUCUCUGCAAGACUUUUGGGGGCAUAGAUGGAACCUUAUGGUCACUAGUAUUCUGCGACCGACGGUAUACUAUCCUGUAAGCGAGUUUUCAAAGCGAUUAAUUGGGCCGAAAUGGGCCUCGUUGCCAGGUGUCGUAGCGACAUUUGUUGUGUCGGGUUUAAUGCACGAGGUUAUUUUCUUUUAUUUAACGCGUGUGAGUCCCACGUGGGAAGUCACUUGGUUUUUUAUCCUGCAUGGGAUCUGUGUGGCUAUGGAGGUAGCGUUAAAGAAGAUGGUGAAGGACAGGUGGCAGUUGCACCGGGCUAUUUCGGGGCCUUUGGCUGUGAUUUUUGCAGGUGUCACAGGCUUUUGGUUAUUCUUCCCUCAGCUUACUAGAAAUAGAGUGGAUGACCAGGUGGUGUGGGAAUGCUACAUUUUAUUAAAUUUCAUAAAGCAUAAAGUAAGCUCUUUUUUUAUUGGUUGAUGCUGUGUUUAGACCGAUGGAUUUGAGAUAAAUCUCUUGUUUGGAAACUCUAGAUAUUUGUGACCACUCUAGAUAAAUCUCUUGUUUGGAAACUC
This is a messenger RNA of Manihot esculenta (cassava), 1383 nucleotides long. RefSeq names its product probable long-chain-alcohol O-fatty-acyltransferase 1. Bases 242 to 1288 code for a protein of 348 amino acids. NCBI's taxonomy places the organism in Eukaryota, Viridiplantae, Streptophyta, Magnoliopsida, Malpighiales, Euphorbiaceae. The transcript has a single exon. Gene Ontology annotation, biological process: lipid metabolic process. The record is from RefSeq and is a predicted model, not a curated record.